AUGCAAAAAGCGUUGGCGAUUGCUGAUCUUCGACUUCACUGCAGGGAGAGUGACUUUGCCUGUUCCCAGGUGCAAAACAAUCGGACCGUCCAGGAGAUCCUGUCCGAAACGUCCAUCAUCCGCGACAGCAUCACGGCCAACAACAUGGAACUCACAGACUUCAAGCGCCACUCCAGUAGCAUCUCGCAGCAAAUGCAGUCCCAGCUGACGGAUCUCCGCGAGAAGCUGACCACGGCCUUCGGCGAGAUCACGGCCUUGGUGAAGCAGAAGACCCAAUCUGAUUCCGAGAUGAUGCAGGAUGUGAACACCUUGCAGCAGAACUUGUCACAGAAGACCUAUGAACUCGAAGCCUUGAAAAAGUCCUAUUCACAGGCGCAUCAACACCUGCAAAGCUCCCUGAUCCAAAUGCAGACGCUUGGAGAUCAGCAGGUCUUAGCUUGUUGA
Messenger RNA from Cladocopium goreaui, 444 nucleotides. Lineage: Eukaryota; Dinophyceae; Suessiales; Symbiodiniaceae. The record is from the annotation of a GenBank genome assembly.